Ipomoea triloba (trilobed morning glory) is the source of this 1530-nucleotide messenger RNA. RefSeq lists its product as uncharacterized. Gene Ontology annotation, molecular function: nucleic acid binding; zinc ion binding. The transcript is spliced from 3 exons. The coding region runs from base 1 to 1530 and encodes 509 amino acids. NCBI's taxonomy places the organism in Eukaryota, Viridiplantae, Streptophyta, Magnoliopsida, Solanales, Convolvulaceae. The record is from RefSeq and is a predicted model, not a curated record.
AUGCAUGAUGAGAUGUGGGAUGUGAUCACUGAUGGACCUAUUCAGAUUCUACAAGUAAACCCCAAUCGUGUUGCCACUGAUCCAACAUCACCAGAGAUGAUUCCUAAGGAGAAAUCCUUGUUGACCACCGAAGAGAGAACCCGAGUAAAUCUCGACAACAUAGCAAAGGACAUACUCUACAAGGCUUUGGACGAAUCAUUGUUUCCGAGCGUACGAAAGUGCAAGAAUGCUCAAGACAUCUGGGAUGUACUUAUGCUCAUAGGCGAUGGAGACGAACAAGAGAAGGAGAACAAGUUAACAAUUGUCAUGAAGAAGUUUGAAGAUUUCAAACUCAAACCAAAGGAGUCCAUAACUGAAAUGGAAGCUCGGUUCAUAAAGUUAUUGAUGGAGAUCAACGAUCUUGAUGAGAAAAAGCUAUCACAAAAGGAGAUAAACUUGAAGAUUCUCCGAGGACUACCCAAAAGCUGGGAAAUGAAAGUAGUAGCUAUGCGCGAUCAUAGAGACCUCAAGACAACGAGCACUACUCAGAUCUUUAGUGAUCUGAACGCCUACGAGUUUGAGAAGGAAACACAAAAUGAUGAAGAACCUGAGACGAGAAACAUAGCCUNAACACAAAAUGAUGAAGAACCUGAGACGAGAAACAUAGCCUUAGUUGCAAAUCAUCAACCUUCAUCAUCAACACCAAGGUUCACAAGAUUCAUGCGAAAGAAUCAGUCCUACGAUAACUCUGACAAGACGAGAAGAACGAAGUAUCGAAGCAAUGACAAAGCAAGUGGAUCCAGAACACAUGAAAAGGAUGAAAUACAAGUGUUGUGUUACAACUGCCGAAAACCUGGACACUUCAAAGCUGAAUGUCCAUAUCCCAUUGUCAAGAAGCAUCAGGACGAGCACAACUACAAGAAGAAUUCGGGAAACUAUCACAACCUGAAGAAUGCACCAAAUGAUGUUGACGAGGAGCCAAACAAAAAUCAGAAGAAUGAUCUAGCUGUAGAAGAGAAGUCAGGAGACAAAAACGAUGAGUCAUGCACGUCCAGCUCUAGUUCAGAAAGUGACAGUUCGGAGGAUGAGAAGGGACUACUGUGUCUCUUCAGUCAAGAGGACUCAGAUGAAGAGCUGUGUCUUAUGGCAGAUGAAGAAGAGGUAACUUCACAAAACCACUCUUCUAUUUAUAGUUCCGAAUCCACAUAUCAUGAAAACCCUAGGGAAGCAUUCGAAAGAAUGAUGAAGAGUUUUGAUGGUAUUGAGGAUUCACACUUCAAGCUCAAAGAAGAGAAUGCCAAGCUAUUGGCAGAAAGACAAGAUCUCGAGGACUUAAGGUCCAAAAAUGCUGAGAUGCUUGAAUCUAUAAGCCAGCUUGAGAAGCAAGUUCAUCUUCUUGAGGAAGAGUGUAAAGCAAAGGAUGAUAGAGAGCAAAAUUUGCGUAUGAUCAAAGACCAUCAGGGAGUAGAACCGGACUCGGUUAUAACUCCAGCUCCCAUCAACAUGUCCUCCUAUCACGAUCAACUGAUCCUUCUACCAGUGGAGGAUUAA